Messenger RNA from Cynoglossus semilaevis (tongue sole), 4789 nucleotides. RefSeq names its product transducin-like enhancer protein 4. Gene Ontology annotation, biological process: negative regulation of canonical Wnt signaling pathway; regulation of DNA-templated transcription. Gene Ontology annotation, molecular function: protein binding; transcription corepressor activity. Gene Ontology annotation, cellular component: transcription regulator complex; nucleus. Lineage: Eukaryota; Metazoa; Chordata; Actinopteri; Pleuronectiformes; Cynoglossidae. The coding region runs from base 26 to 2326 and encodes 766 amino acids. The transcript has 20 exons. The record is from RefSeq and is a predicted model, not a curated record.
GGAUGAACUUUACUCCACGUUUUCAAUGAUUCGAAAUCUGAGCAAGAUGUACCCGGGGGUCCGCCAACAGGUCCCGCUCCAACCAGGGCAGCCGGGAAAGUUCACCAUCACCGAGUCCUGCGACCGGAUCAAGGAGGAGUUCAAGGUUCUGCAAACCCAGUAUCACAGUGUGAAGUUGGAGUGUGAAAAACUGACCAAUGAGAAAACAGAAAUGCAGAGACACUAUGUCAUGUAUCACGAGAUGUCGUGUGGACUCAACAUCGAGAUGCACAAGCAGGCGGAAAUUGUCAAACGGUUGAACGCAAUCUGUGCCCAAGUCAUUCCUUUCCUUUCACAACAGCACCAGCAGCAGGUGGUGCAGGCGGUGGAGAGGGCCAAGCAGGUCACCAUGACUGAACUGAAUGUGGUCCUAGGACAGCAACAGCUCCAGGCCCAGCACCUCACCCAUGGCUACGUCAUUCCCGUCCCGGUCACGCCUCACUCAGCUGGCCUGCAGCCCCCUCUUCCCCCAGGAGCCAGUACUGCCAGCCUGUUAACUGUGUCCUCCUUUAGUCAGCAGCUGCCACCCAAGGAGGCCAGUAAACACCAGGAUAACAGCAGUGAUCACCCGAAAGGCAAAGGCUCGGUCAAGAGCUCAUCUCUGUCACCAUCUACUAGUAUCCGAUCCGGGGGGAAACAGCGCAGUUUGAGCAAAUUCCCGUCCGACUGCAAGAAACCAAAGAAAGAUAACAAGGAUGUUCCUGCAACACGUUACGAAAGUGAUCAAGAGAAGAGCGAUGAUAACCUGGUGAUUGAUGUCUCCAAUGAGGAUCCUGCAUCCCCUGCCUCCUCCUUGCGGGAUAGCGGACUGGACAAAAAUCACCCCUUGAAGAAGGACGCUCCUCUGACUCCAUCCUCAGUUGCCUCCUCCAGCAGCACACCAUCAUCCAAGUCCAAAGAGAUCAAUCUGAUCGAACAGUCCACCACACCUGUGUCCAAGGCCAGCUCUCCCACCUCCCGCUCUGAUGCUCCUAAGCCCAGCAGUACCGUCACCCCGGCCCUAAGGUCUGCACCUGGUAAACCCAAGGGUGCAGAGGCACCGGGUAAGUGUUUCGUUCCUGCUCUCCAUACCCCAGUGGCUGUGUCCUGCUCAUACACUGUACCUUUUGGUAUGGUUCCUCACCCGAGUUUGAGCGGAGAGCUGAGCCUUGCUGGCGCAGCCUACUCUGGCCUGCAUAACCUUUCUCCACAGAUGUGCAUGGUGGCAGCGUACGGACGCACGCAAAUGAUGGGAUUUGAUCCUCACCCCCACAUACGCGUUCCCGGCCACCCUGUGAACCUGCCGGGAAUAUCUGCUGGAAAACCGGCCUACUCCUUUCACGUGAGUGCCGACGGACAGAUGCAGCCCGUGCCUUUUCCUCCAGACAGUCUGGUCGGUCCCGGCAUCCCACGCCACCUGCGACAGAUCAGUACCCUAAGCCACGGUGACGUAGUGUGCGCGGUCACCAUUAGUAACCCCACACAUCACGUCUACACUGGAGGCAAAGGUUGCGUCAAGGUGUGGGAUAUCAGUCAUCCUGGCAACGACACACCUGUCUCUCAGCUGGACUGUCUGAACAGUGACAACUACAUCCGCUCCUGUCGACUGCUCCCUGACGGGCGCACUCUCAUCGUGGGAGGGGAGGCGAGCACCUUGUCAAUCUGGGAUUUGUCCUCGCCAACUGCACGGGUUAAGGCAGAGCUGACAUCAUCAGCACCCGCGUGUUAUGCAUUGGCCAUCAGUCCUGACUCAAAGGUCUGCUUCUCCUGCUGCUCCGACGGAAACAUCUCCGUCUGGGAUCUGCACAACCAGACUCUGGUCAGGCAGUUCCAGGGCCACACCGACGGGGCCAGUUGUAUUGACAUUUCCAAUGAUGGCACCAAGCUGUGGACCGGAGGCCUGGACAGCACCGUCCGAUCUUGGGACCUCAGAGAGGGACGACAGCUGCAGCAACAUGACUUUACCUCCCAGAUCUUCUCUCUGGGACACUGUCCAACAGGUGAAUGGUUGGCAGUGGGAAUGGAGAACAGCAAGGUGGAGGUCCUGCACGUCACCAAACCUGACAAGUACCAGCUGCAGCUGCACGAAAGCUGCGUGCUCUCACUCCGUUUUGCCCACUGUGGGAAGUGGUUCGUGAGCACAGGAAAAGACAAUCUGCUCAACGCGUGGAGGACACCGUAUGGAGCCAAUAUUUUCCAGUCUAAGGAGUCGUCGUCAGUGCUGAGCUGCGACAUCUCCACAGACGACAAGUACGUUGUCACAGGGUCGGGGGAUAAGAAGGCGACGGUCUAUGAAAUCAUUUACUGAGUUAUCGUGAAGAAUUAGCACAGUGGUUGAGGGGUGUACGCUUGUGUACAAUGGAGUUUGACAUUUGGACCAUGACCUUUUGACCUACUGGCUAAAAAAACAAAGAACAAACAGAUCCAGAGACUUGAAUUGAUCGGCAGGUAAGCACAUGACUUGACUUGACGGGACUUUUUGAUCCUCAGAUGUUAUUUGUGUUUUUCCCCUUCUUUUUCAACAUUAUUCAAAAGAAUGUAGACCAGGCACAGGCAAACUAGGGCUCGCGGGCCAGAUCCGUCCCAUUUUGCCUUUCAAUCCGCCCUGCUAAACCCACCAUUUAUGUUAUUAAUUUAUAAAUGCAAUGCCUGUAUUUCCCCAAUAGAUGGCAUCAUGUAGAAUUUUAGUCUUCUACUCCUCAAGAUCGUUUGCCUACGCCUGAUGUAGAACCUUUAUAAUCAGAAUUAUUUAUUAUUAUAUUUUUGAUUUUAUUAUAUAAGUCUACAGGCACCACUUGUCUCCCCCUGCUGACGGUCUUAUACAAAAUUUAAGAUGAAUUAUCAACUGGCGAUCGUCAUAAAUUGUUCAUUAAUAGUUUAUUUAUUUGAAUGUGUUUGUGUGUGUGUAUGUGUGUGUGUGUUUUUUUUCCUGGUACGGCCAAAUUUGUGGGGACAUUUUUUGGGGGUCCUCAAUGAGUAAAAGGGUAUUUUGAAAUUCAAGAUUAAAUUUGGAACUUGCCUUUAUUUGUCAAAGUUAAGGGUGGGGCGAGGAGCCACAAUUCUAACAAAAACCAGUAUGUGUGUGCGUGAAACAUCAAAUUAGAUUAAAGCUAAUCACUGGAUUAUUUUAUCACAGAUUUAAGAUAUUGAAGUUUCACCAAAGUAUUUUACAGACUACUGCAGUAACUAGGAAAAAAUAUAAAGUAUUACUGGUUGUCAUACCGAGAUUACCUUAUUGGGUUUUUACCACUUGUUAGAGAUUUUAGUGGACGAUGUUCAAGAGAACUGACCAUUCACAGACAGAAGUACAGACAGGAGUUUAGUGACGUGGACCGGCGUUCACUUAGUCGUCAGCUUUUAGAAACAUCACAGUGCCUUUAUACUGCUGCACAUUCAUCUGCAUUUUGUCCUUUUAAAAAUGUUCAACCAAUGAAAAAAAAGCAACAACAAAAAAAGCUGUGACAUACGACUCUUGUUGCUAGGUAACAGUAUUAUUUAUUUGUUGGGUUUACACCACUUCUCUGCUGUUCUUUUUCUGUCGUUGUUUCAACUGUGAUGCUAACCUAAGCCAGAUAUACAGCUCCAGUCCAUGUUUUUAUGUAAACCUGCUGUCAAAUGUGAGUUUCUCCCACCAAUGUCAUACAUGUUCAAAUAUGACGACCACGAAAAUGUAAAAAUCAAAAUUGUAGAAUGACUUAUAUUUGGUUUCUAUGUGAAAUACAUUUUAUUACUACAGUAAUUUACCGCAUUUUGGAGAUAUUCCCCAAAACUAUUUUCUAUUGUAUUAUCACUUACAGUAGGGAUGUCCGUUAAUAUCGGCCGGCCGAUAUUAUCAGCCCGAUGUUCGCAUAAGUAUGUAAUAUCUGUUGGAAUCGUUAUCGGUUUUUCCCUCCGAUAAUGAAAACCCAAUUACGCAAUGGCAGCAGAUGUGUGACCUAAAAAAGGGGGAAAUGCCCGUAUAUGAAAGUGUAGGACACAAGAUGGCAGCAUUGCAGCUCAUUUAAUUCAUCAGUCAUAACAAUCAGGUGAUUGUAUGCAGAAUGCUGGUGCAACUCAUACAGUUUUUUCUAUAGAUAAAUAAAUAAAUAUUACCAGGCCUAUAUUGGUAGAUAUUGAAAUCCGGAAUUAAGUGUUUGGACAAUAUUGGUUCAAAAAGUUCAUAUCGGGCAUCCGUAAUUUACAGUCAUUGUCCCAAAAUAAAUGUUUCUUAAAUUUUCUUACAUUUUUCUAACUGUAUCUAAAAACAAUUGAGUAUUCAUACUUAAAAUGUUGAAUUUAUAAAUUAUAAAAAUAAACACUUAUCUGACCCAGCGUUCAUGAAGUAUCUUACUAAUUAUCUUGUAAAAAAUGUAAAAAGACAUUUUAUACUGUCACAGUUUAAAGAAAUUAAAUUUAAAAAAAACAAAUAAAAUAAAUAAAAAAAAACUCACGUAUUUGCUACAGCAAGAGAUAUUUUGCUAUUCUCUCCCCAGCACUUUCAAGUAAAAAUAUUUAUUGUUACAUUUUGACCUUUUACUUUCCCUGACCGCUGACAGUUCUGUCUUUGCCGCUACGCUUUCAAAAUAAAAGCACGAUUCAUUCACUGCCGUCGAGGUUUUCUCAGCUGUGGCUUUCUAUCCUCGGCUGAAGCCAUCUUUGUGUAAUGUAUGUAAUACUCUGAAGUACCUAUCUCUGUUAAUCAUCAGAAAAUUUAGUCGUACUUUGGUUGUUGCUUACUUCAUCAAACAGCUUGUUGAAAAGGUGAUUUGUGGUUCCUUUAAUAAAUUAUAGU